Messenger RNA from Amaranthus tricolor (Joseph's coat), 1636 nucleotides. RefSeq lists its product as uncharacterized. The record is from RefSeq and is a predicted model, not a curated record. The coding region runs from base 294 to 1367 and encodes 357 amino acids. Lineage: Eukaryota; Viridiplantae; Streptophyta; Magnoliopsida; Caryophyllales; Amaranthaceae. The transcript has 3 exons.
CAAAAAAUUGGUUUUUUUAACUAUGAAAGAAAUUUUUUUUUUCUUUUUUUUUUUUUAAUUUUUAAAAAGCAUAUUCUUUCACAGAAGCUAUUUGCAUCUGCAUCAGGGUCUCGUCCUUUUCGUCAAAAAUCCUCCACAGUUUCUACACAAUUGGUUAAUGCUUUAAGAUUCUUCUGAUCUCCUUUAUCUUUUUCACUACUCUCCUUCACUGAUUUAAUUUCACCCAAAUUAGGUUAAACCCACUAAUUAAUUUUGCCAACAAACUCAAUCUUUCAUACUUUCGAUCGCACAAUAUGGAUCUGUGUUCCGUUCGGGUCAAAUUCAAUAACCCAUCUGCCAUUCUUGCUCGAAAUUCAUUCUUGGAGAAAUCUGGUUUUGGUUCCUUCAAUUUAUCUCGGAAUUCACAGUUUCUAGUGGAAGAUUUUGAGAUCAGGGUAUCCAAGCGCAAGAAUUCUAAUUCUUAUGUUAAUGGGUAUCAGUGUAAUAAGAAUUCCUUCAUUAUUAAAGCUAUGGCCAAGAAGAAUCCUGAUAACUUUUCAUCUUCUCCAGGGAAUGGUGGCCAUUCAAACUCAGGGGGCAAUGGUCCUAAAAGAAAUAACUCUUCUGAUGGGAAGAAAUCUAACGACAAUGCGAGUCAAAAGCCUCAUCAUGUAACCCGGGACUGGAGAGAAUUCCGAGCAACCCUUUUCGCUCGUGAGCAGGUAGAAUCUAUCAAUUCCAACAAUCAUGAUCAGGACGGGUCACAAAUGGAAUCAAAACCACUAGGGGUGAAAUGGGCUCAUCCGAUUUCAUUGCCAGAGGCAGGCUCCGUUCUUGUUGCUACUGAAAAGCUAGAUGGUGUCCGUACUUUUGAGAGAACUGUGGUUCUCCUACUUAGAACUGGGACUAGACAUCCUGAACAGGGCCCUUUCGGAGUGAUAUUAAACCGACCUCAUCACAAAAAGAUCAAGCAGAUGAAGCCCCAUAAUCUCGAACUGGCGACCACCUUUGCAGACUGUUCAUUGCAUUAUGGAGGGCCUCUUGAAGCAAGCAUGUUUUUGUUAAAAACCGGGGGAAAGCCUAAGCUUCCUGAAUUUGAAGAGGUUAUCCCUGGCCUAUGUUUUGGCUCUCGAAACAGCUUGGACGAAGCAAUGAGCUUAGUUAAGAAAGGGGUUCUUAAGUCUGAGGAUUUCCGAUUCUUUGUUGGUUAUGCUGGGUGGCAACUAGAUCAAUUACGGGAAGAAAUUGUUUCCAAUUAUUGGCAUGUUGCUGCAUGCAGUACUAACUUAUUAUUGGGCGAUUCAUCGCAAGGUUUAUGGGAAGAGAUUUUGCAACUUAUGGGCGGUCAGUACUCAGAGCUCAGUCGAAAGCCAAAGAAAGAUAUGUAGAUGUGCUUUCUUGUUUACGGCUAUCGGAGCUGCUGGAUUGAAUUAAAAGUUGUGUGUAUGUUAACAAAAUGUACAUAGAUGGGAGUAUAUCUAAUGGAGUUGUAGAUUACAUCUUGCAGAUAUUUAUACGUCUAUAAUGUGAACUGCAGUAUGAUAAGAACCUUCAUUUCAGAGACAUGGUUUUCGGUUCCAUGUUGAGUAUGUACAUUAUCUACUGCUAUUGUACUGUGACCAAAAUUUACGGUUAUCUUUACGUCGUGUGCUGCAAA